AGGGAAGGCAUGAGUGGCAGACCUGAAGCAAGGCAGUGGGGUAAGUGUGGACCUUUGUGUAGAAGAGAGAGCAUCAUGGUGGCCUUCAAAGGGGUCUGGACUCAAGCUUUCUGGAAGGCAGUCACAGCGGAAUUUCUGGCCAUGCUUAUCUUUGUUCUCCUCAGCCUAGGAUCCACCAUCAACUGGGGUGGAACGGAAAAGCCCUUACCUGUCGACAUGGUUCUCAUCUCCCUUUGCUUUGGGCUCAGCAUUGCAACUAUGGUACAGUGCUUUGGCCACAUCAGCGGUGGCCACAUCAACCCUGCUGUGACAGUGGCCAUGGUGUGCACCAGGAAGAUUAGCAUUGCCAAGUCUGUCUUCUACGUCGCCGCACAGUGCCUGGGCGCCAUCAUUGGAGCUGGGAUUCUCUACCUCGUCACACCUCCCAGUGUGGUGGGGGGCUUGGGGGUCACCACGGUUCAUGGAAGUCUUUCUGCUGGUCACGGUCUCCUGGUGGAGUUGAUAAUCACAUUUCAGCUGGUGUUUACUAUUUUUGCCAGCUGUGAUUCCAAACGGACUGAUGUCACUGGUUCAGUAGCUUUAGCAAUUGGAUUUUCUGUGGCAAUUGGACAUUUAUUUGCAAUCAAUUACACUGGUGCCAGCAUGAACCCUGCCCGAUCCUUUGGACCUGCGGUUAUCAUGGGAAAUUGGGAAAACCACUGGAUAUAUUGGGUUGGACCAAUAAUAGGAGCUGUCCUCGCCGGUGGCCUUUACGAGUAUGUCUUCUGUCCAGAUGUUGAACUCAAACGUCGUUUUAAAGAAGCCUUCAGCAAAGCUGCCCAGCAAACAAAAGGGAGUUACAUGGAAGUGGAGGACAACAGGAGUCAGGUAGAGACUGAUGACCUGAUCCUAAAACCUGGAGUGGUGCACGUAAUUGACAUUGACCGGGGAGAGGAGAAGAAGGGGAAAGACCCGUCCGGAGAGGUGUUGUCUUCAGUAUGA
Messenger RNA from Prionailurus viverrinus (fishing cat), 981 nucleotides. RefSeq names its product aquaporin 4 (gene AQP4). The transcript has 5 exons. The coding region runs from base 10 to 981 and encodes 323 amino acids. The record is from RefSeq and is a predicted model, not a curated record. Gene Ontology annotation, biological process: transmembrane transport. Lineage: Eukaryota; Metazoa; Chordata; Mammalia; Carnivora; Felidae. Gene Ontology annotation, cellular component: plasma membrane; basolateral plasma membrane. Gene Ontology annotation, molecular function: water channel activity.